This is a messenger RNA of Xyrauchen texanus (razorback sucker), 4604 nucleotides long. RefSeq names its product NACHT, LRR and PYD domains-containing protein 3-like. The record is from RefSeq and is a predicted model, not a curated record. NCBI's taxonomy places the organism in Eukaryota, Metazoa, Chordata, Actinopteri, Cypriniformes, Catostomidae. Gene Ontology annotation, molecular function: protein binding.
CAGAGAAAGAACUAUUCAACAAAUUCACAACUUCUACUUCUCUGAAGUGUCUGAAACAAUAAAUCAAUGCAUUGUGAAGUAUAUUGUAGGUGAUAGUCAGUUGUGAGAAAUACUGAGACUUUUUCUGCUUAUAUCUGAAUAGACAGUAUUUGUGUGUUCAGUUCAUUUGCAGGUAUAAAAUCAAAAUUUUAAAUGCGUCAUGGCCUCCAGGAAGAGUCUCUUGGAAGAAAGUUACACAACGACAAUGAAAAGUUUGAGUCAUGGAGAAUCUCUUGAAUCCAGCUUUGUGUCUAUGAAGAGUGACUGGUCAAUGGGUCAUCCAAUUACCUUCAGUUCAGGAGAUUUUUGUGCUGAUGUGAGUAACAAAACAGAUGGAUCACCUUCCUUCCAACAGAAGCACAUUGAUUCUAUUUUCCAGGAGCUUGAGCACAAAAUCUCUCUGAUGAAGAAAGAGCUGAAGAGCUUCAAGAGACUACUGAGUCCAGAUUCCCCAGUAUGCUCUGAUAGAGAGGAGGAGGAUGAUGAAGACCAGAGCAGAGUCAGAGAGGGGCUUCUGAAGAUCACACUUGACGUCCUGAGGAAGAUGAAACAGACAGACCUCGCUAACACUCUACAGACCAAACUUUCUCCUUUGCGUGUGAAAAAACACAAAUCCAGACUAAAGGAGAAAUUCCAGAGAAUUAAUGAAGGAAUGUCAAAUCAAGGAAGCUCAACACUUCUGAAUGAGAUCUACACAGAGCUGUACAUCACAGAGGGAGGGAGUGGAGAGGUCAAUAAUGAACAUGAGGUGAGACAGAUUGAGACAUCAUCCAGGAGACCAGAGACACAGGAAACACCAAUCAAAUGCAAUGACAUCUUUAAAGCCUUACCUGGACAAGACAAACCCAUCAGAACUGUGCUGACUAAAGGAGUUGCAGGAAUUGGAAAAACAGUCUCUGUGCAGAAGUUCAUUCUGGACUGGGCUGAAGGAAAAGCAAAUCAGGAUGUUCACUUCAUAUUUCCACUUCCUUUCAGAGAGCUCAAUUUGAUGAAGCAGAAAAUCAGUCUGAUGGAACUUCUUCAUCAGUGUUUCACAGAUACAAAAGAACUGAAAUCAACAGACUUCAAUAAAUACAAAGUUGUGUUUAUCUUUGAUGGUCUGGAUGAGUGUCGACUUCCUCUAGAUUUCCAGAACAAUGAUAUUUUGUGUGAUGUAACAGAAUCAGUUUCAGUGGAUGUGCUGCUGACCAACAUCAUCAAGAGGAAUCUGCUUCAUUCUGCUAUGAUCUGGAUCACCUCUCGACCAGCAGCAGCCAAUCAGAUUCCUCCUGAGUGUGUUGACCAGCUGACAGAUGUACGAGGAUUCAAUGACCAUCAGAAGGACGAGUAUUUCAGGAAGAGAAUAAAUGAUGAAAGUCUGGCCAAUAGAAUCAUCACACACACGAAAUCAUCAAGAAGCCUGUACAUCAUGUGUCACAUACCAGUCUUCUGUUGGAUUUCAGCCACUGUUCUAGAGAGACUGUUGGGUGAAGCAGAGAGUGCAGAGAUCCCCAAGACUCUCACUCAAAUGUUCACACACUUCCUGAUCUUUCAGACCAAACUGAAGACAAACAAGUAUGAUGGUAAAUGUGAGGUGGACCUUCAUCAAGCUAGAAAGAGUAUUCUGUCACUGGGAAAGCUGGCUUUUCAACAGCUGGAAAAAGGGAACCUGAUCUUCUAUGAGGAGGACCUGAGAGAAUGUGGCAUUGAUGUCAGAGAAGCGUCAGUGUACUCAGGGGUUUGUACCCAAAUCUUCAGAGAGGAGUUUGGACUGUACUUGGGAAAGGUGUUCAGCUUUGUGCAUCUGAGCAUUCAGGAGUUUCUCGCUGCUUUAUUCAAGAUUAUGAACAACAAGUCAAGAAGGAGUGAUUUCCUGAAGAGUGAAGUGGACAAGGCCUUACAGAGUGAGAACGGACACCUGGACCUUUUCCUCCGAUUCCUUCUGGGUCUCUCACUUCAGUGCAAUCAGACAAUCUUACAAGACCUACUGACACAGACAGAAAGCAGCUCUGACAGCAAACAGGAAAUACUUGAUUACAUUAAGAUGAAGAUCAGGGAGAAUCCCUCACCAGAGAAAUCCAUCAACCUGUUUCACUGUCUGAAUGAACUGAAUGAUCAUUCUCUAGUGCAGGAAGUACAAACAUACGUGAACAGAAGAGACAACAAAACUCAUAGCAGAUUAUUUGGAAUAGAAGAUUUCAGUCAUCUCUCUGGAGUCAGUCUCUCUCCUGGUCAGUGGUCAGCUCUGGUGUUUGUGUUGCUGAACUCAGAAGAGAAGCUGGAACAGUUUAAUCUGAGGAAAUAUGAUCAAUCAGAUGAAUGUCUCCUGAGGCUGCUGCCAGUGAUCAAAGCAUCCAGGAAAGCUGAUCUGAGGCAGUGUAAUCUGACAAAGGAAAGUUGUUCAUCACUGGUCUCAGUUCUCAGUUCAAACACCUCAAGUCUGAGAGAACUGGACCUGAGUGAUAAUGAACUGCAGGAUUCAGGAGUUAAGCUGCUCUCUGCUGGACUGAAGAAUACAAACUGUAAACUGGAGAAACUAGAUCUGUGGAAGUGUAAUCUGACAGAGGAAAGUUGUUCAUCACUGGUCUCAGUUCUCAGAUCAAACUCCUCAAGUCUGAGAGUACUGAACCUGAGAUACAAUAAACUGCAGGAUUCAGGAUUGAAGCUGCUCUCUGCUGGACUGAAGAAUACAAACUGUAAACUGGAGAAACUAAAUCUAAGUUGGUGUAAUCUGACAGAUGAAAGUUGUUCAUCACUGGUUUCAGUUCUCAGUACAAACUCCUCAAGUCUGCGAGAACUGGACCUGAGUAACAAUGAUCUGCAGGAUUCAGGAGUGAAGCUGCUCUCUGCUGGACUGAAGAAUACAAACUGUAAACUGGAGAAACUAAAUUUGAGUGACUGUAAUCUGACAGAGGAAAGUUGUUCAUCACUGGUCUCAGCUCUCAGUUCAAACUCCUCAAAUCUGAGAGAACUGAUCCUGAGUCUCAAUGAACUGCAGGAUUCAGGUGUGAAGAUGCUCUCUGAUCUACUGAAGAAUACAAACUGUAAACUGGAGAAACUAAAUCUGAGGAACUGUAAUUUGUCAGAGGAAAGUUGUUCAUCACUGGUCUCAGUUCUCAGUUCAAACUCCUCAAGUCUGAGAGAACUGGACCUGAGUGUCAAUGAACUGCAGGAUUCAGGAGUGAAGCUGCUCUCUGCUGGACUGAAGAAUACAAACUGUAAACUGGAGAAACUAAAUCUGUGGAAGUGUAAUCUAACAGAGGAAAGUUGUUCAUCACUGGUCUCAGUUCUCAGUUCAUACUCCUCAAGUCUUAGAGAACUGAACCUGAGUAACAAUAAAUUGCAGUAUUCAGGAGUGAAGCUGCUCUCUGAUCUACUGAAGGAUCCACACUGUAAACUGAAGACAUUAUAUAUUGAUCCUCAACUGGUAUAAUCACCUACAAAAGCAACAAAUGACAAACUCAACAACAGCGUUCUGUCAUAAUUACAAUAACUGUUUACUGCCCCCUACUGGAAAAACAGUAGCAGUGACCCAGCAAAGCUCAACACAGGGACAUCUGUUAGUUAUAAACACACAAACACGUGUAUUGAUGAAGCAGAAUAGUGAAAUGGAGUUGAAUGUUUUGAGUUUGUGUCAUUUACUAAGUCAUAUGAUAGUGCAGCUGUACAAGUUCUUAAGUGCAAUACUGUCUGCUAAAUCUUUUUACACCUUGUAAUUUCAUUUCAUUGUGAAAGUAAUCCAAAUGUGUUAUUUUUCUGUUGUGCACGGUUGCUGUUCGACUGUAUGUUUCUUAUGGUAAAAGUAUCUGUGUGAUAUCUGAUCAAUGCUGUGAACAUUGUAAAUAUGCAGAAUGUUGAUUAUCACAAUAAAUGUAUUUUGACAUGUCCUUAUUUAGUACAAAAAAUAAAUCUGGGUUUACUGUGAGGCACUUACAAAUACUAAAUGUUUCAAUAGUAUAUUGCCACAUAAACAAUAUGCGUGAUAACAUGAUUUAAGUGUUAUAAAAUACCUUACUAAGCAUUUCUACAUAAUGUUAUAUAAAAUUUGACAACUUAAUUGCCAUGAUGAUGCAAGACUGUAAACCCUUUAACACCCAUUAACUUUACAGCUCAAAUAAUAUACAAGUUUUAAAAGAAGCAUUCAUUUAUGAGCUUCAUAUUUUUGCCUUUAAAACCUAAAAAAAUCUGUCCUGUUCACUUCCAUUGUAAGAGCCUCAUUGUAAUCUUGAUUUUUGCAUUUGUUUUAAGGAGCAACAAUUCAAAAUGAUUAUUUGUCAUUAUGUCACGACUGCUUUUGAUUCAGAUUAACUUGUAUUCAACCCAGAAUGUUCCUUUAAAAGUGUCAAAUAUACUUAUCUUGAGACAGUAUACUUGUUUAUUAAAACAUUACUAGUCUGAUAUAAUGUUUGAAAUCGAAUUGAAAUGUACAUUAAAAGUCAACAACACCGACUUUAUAGACUGACACUAGACAACACAAAAAACAUUUUUGAAUCUCUAGUAAUCAAAUCUAUUCAGAUCAUUUAUAAAGAAUUUUUAAAAAAUUUAAAAAGACAACAUAUUUAAAAAUAAAAUUUAUUUGCAUCUCU